CCAGGCUUUGUCCAAUGGGAGCCAUUUCCUGUUAGCACUACCGAUUAUUUUCUGCGGAACUGAGGGCAUGCUGCAGGAAGAGCCCAGAGGAGUGCUGUACAAAAACAUGUUGCUGCUGUGGAGGGACAUGCCUCAGAGCGUUGCUGCACAAGAAGAGAAUGACAAGUCCAGACGGCCCCUCAGCGUACAUAUAAGCUGCUUUGCCACCAUUCCCUCAAAAUCUGCUGCUGCUGAUGAUAAUGUGACCCUUUCUCUGAUGGGACGGUUCACACGGGGGGUACAACAGGGUCCAGAGUCUGUUCCAACUCUCUACCAUCUACCAAAUCCCUUACUCAGAUCUGCUCUUCAUCUGAGGCUUUUUGUCACUGACAGCUAUGAGCAGACAUGGAUUGGGCCCUGUGUCAUCACUGCUGACCACCGUGUCUUUGUUGAGAUUUCUGCCAAAACCUCCCUCGCAGAUGUGGUGAAUGUGGAGUCGUGUUUUGUAUCUCCUCAGUCUGACCCUAAAAAAUCUCCCUUUUGGAAUGUGAUAAGCAAUGGCUGCUCCUCAGACUCUUCUCUACACCUCGUCACAAAGCCAAAAGGUGAAGAGUAUGAAGGCACUGAACAGGAUGGUGAAAAGGAGGAAGACGUUGGUAAAGCAGACGGACAUGAGAGUGGCAGAAGAUUCUCAGUGAUGGACAAUGGCAUUCCAUACAUGGGAGAUUCGGGAAAAAUACAACUGUUGAGAUUUAGUUUUAUCCCGCGGCCAGUUUAUAAUGAGUCUAUGCAGUUUGUCCACUGCAGCCUUCUCUUGUGUUUCUCUGAAUCAGCGAAAGGAAAGCCCAUAAAUGACACAGGGGGGAAUAGCUGCCCAAGUGGGAUACUGAUUCCUCCACUUGUGUCAGGAUCAUCCAGACAUCAGUGUGAGAUCAGAAACCUCUCCAGACCCAUGGUGGUCACUCGGUCUAUUAGUUCACUGGUGACCAAAAUGAAAUCCUCUGCUGGUCAAAGAACAAAGAGGCUAAGUCCACAAAGCACCAGUUUUGUGUUGCAAGAAGGACUGUUGAUGGGAAUCGUCGUUGUAGCUUUUUUAGUUGGAGUCAGUUUAAUGGGAGGACUGUGGUGCAUCUAUAAAUACACAGGUGGACGUCGAGAAGGUUUUAGAGAUGGUCAUUUAACAAAUCAGACAGAUGAGGGUUGCAACAUCAGGACUCCACCUUUUCUGUCUGAUCAAUCCUCCAGCUCAGUUUAGAGGGGUAGCAGCAUCAGAGCCAGGGACUUAAAAAAGCUCCACAAGGUAAUAAUAAAG
This is a messenger RNA of Girardinichthys multiradiatus, 1291 nucleotides long. RefSeq names its product transforming growth factor beta receptor type 3-like. The transcript has 8 exons. The record is from RefSeq and is a predicted model, not a curated record. The coding region runs from base 68 to 1234 and encodes 388 amino acids. NCBI's taxonomy places the organism in Eukaryota, Metazoa, Chordata, Actinopteri, Cyprinodontiformes, Goodeidae.